Messenger RNA from Thyridium curvatum, 1911 nucleotides. RefSeq lists its product as uncharacterized. The record is from RefSeq and is a predicted model, not a curated record. Bases 1 to 1911 code for a protein of 636 amino acids. The transcript has 3 exons. NCBI's taxonomy places the organism in Eukaryota, Fungi, Ascomycota, Sordariomycetes, Thyridiales, Thyridiaceae.
AUGAUCGACAGACCCGACACAAUCAACGACAAGAACAAGAACGACAAGAAACUAACCCCGAACAUCGAUCUGGUAGGUAGCCUACCAUACCAACAAGUACUGGGACGAAGGGCAAAUGCUAACCUGGGAAUGUGUGGCAGCAGCACAACAACCACAAUGGAAUCCAUGGUAGCAUCUCAAACGAUGUCUCCGGCGUCGUUCUACUACUACAGCCCGGACCCGAACCCGGAGAACCGGCAGCACGGCCACUUUGUCCAGCAACCGCAGCAGCAACAGAUGCCGAUGUUCCCCAUUGUGCCGACCCUCCCGUCAACGCCGAUGUACUCGAGGCCGAGCUCUUCGUGCUCGCAGCAGCAGCAGCAGCUGAUGCAGCCCCGUGCCGUCACCAGCAUCCCGUCCAACAUGACUCCCGUCGCCUCGCCCCAGCCGGUCUGCCAGAAGCCGACGAUUGUCCUCGAGACCCAGAUCUGUGAUGCGGACGGCCUGUACUAUCCGACGACGCCUCCGCUGUCCACCUCUGGCAGUGCCAUCAGCAGCCCCGGCAGCUGCGACAUGCUGGCCACGCCCUUGAACCCCAUGUUCUCGGGCCUGGACGGUCUCGAGGGUGCCAAGGACGAUGCCCACAUGGAGAAGUUCCCAGUCCUGGACUGGUCCAACUGCGCUUCACCGCCGCUGACUCCAGUGUACCUUCAGUCGCAGCCCACCAAGAUUGCUUCGCUUAGCAGCAACGCUAGCGACCUCCUUUCGACAACUUCCUGCCCUUCUCUGUCGCCCUCGCCCUCUCCCUACGCCAGGUCUGUCGCCUCGGAACAGGACCUCGACUUCUGUGAUCCUCGCAACCUGACUGUCGGCUCUGCCAACUCGACUCUGGCUCCCGAGUUCACUGCUCUGCCCACCCUCUGCCCGGGCGACGACGAGCACGAGACGCUGCUCAGGGGGGAAGCUCCCACAGCCGCCAAGAACACCACCAGCACCACUGCCACCUUUGACUUCACCCCGUCAAUUGCCAGCGGUCUGCCCAGCUUUGACGACUUCUCCGACCUCGAGUCGGACGACGAUUUCGUCAACGGCCUGGUCAACCUCGGCGAGUCCACCAACGCUCAGCUCAGCCGGUCGCGCGCCAGCUCUGGUGUCGUCUCGCUGGGCGAGGAGAGCUACGUCUGUGCCGACGACUUUGAGGAUUUCAGCGAGGCUCAGCCUUUCGAGCUCAUCGGUCUGCCCAGCCCGCCCACGUCCACCUCGGACGACAGCGACUGCCACCACGACAAGCGACAAAAGACUUCCAAGACCGAGUCUCGCAAGACCAGCCCCAAGAUGAACGUCGCCGCCGCCGCCGCCGACGCCGACGCCCAGUCCGAGGCCCAGCAGCCGUCCAACCAGGCGAGCACCUCUGAUGAGAAGGACGACUCGUCCGCCUCCGCCGGCAGCCCCGACAACGGUGCUUCCACGCCCCUGCCCGCCCCUGCCAACCGCCGAGGCCGCAAGCAGUCCCUGACGGAGGAUCCCUCCAAGACCUUCGUCUGCGAGCUGUGCAACCGCCGCUUCCGCCGACAAGAGCAUCUGAAGCGCCACUACCGCUCCCUCCACACCCAGGAGAAGCCUUUCGAGUGCCACGAGUGCGGUAAGAAGUUCUCCCGCUCGGACAACCUGUCACAGCACGCCCGCACCCACGGCUCCGGCGCCGUCGUCAUGGGCAUCCUGGACGACCCCGAGUCCAUGGCUGCCGCCGGCGUCUACAGCGCUCACCCGCAGAUGUAUGCCGGCGCAGGCACCGGCGCCGAGGACUACCACACCCUUGGCAAGGUCCUCUUUCAAGUCGCCGCCGAGGUCCCCGGCAGCGCUAGCGAGUCUUCCUCCGAGGAAGGCGGCAGCGAUGCCCAGGGCAAGAAGAAGCGCAAGCGAUCCGACUAA